Messenger RNA from Fusarium tjaetaba, 558 nucleotides. RefSeq lists its product as uncharacterized. The transcript is spliced from 2 exons. Lineage: Eukaryota; Fungi; Ascomycota; Sordariomycetes; Hypocreales; Nectriaceae. The coding region runs from base 1 to 558 and encodes 185 amino acids. The record is from RefSeq and is a predicted model, not a curated record.
AUGCAUAGCGAUUUCGAAUAUCAUGUCGGUCUGGAUUAUACACAGAAUCUGUUCAUUCCAACUGUUUUUGAGGAGCAAGAUGGGGAGAUUAUUGCGCUGAAUAACGAGACUGGUAUUGCUGAAAAGUCAGUGUCCCUCGGGAUUGAGCCAAGGCUAGACGGUGUACCAGACGAUAUCCAAUCUUUUACAAACCCACUCAACAUGCACGUUCUCCAGGAUCCAGCGGAUUGGGGUGAUAUGCCCGUAUACGUUGAUUUCUACUCCACUGCCAUUCCCUUCUUCCCGUACCUCCACCAACUCAUCAAGUCCCAACUCAACAUUGUCGAAGCAGAGCCAUUACUGGAGAUUGCCGUUAACGGGGAGCGCUUGGUGUACUGGGAAUCGCGGUCGAACGUCACUCAGAAGAUGCCGAAAACCUUCAUCGUCGAUUCCGGGGAGGUUUGUAUCGUCAAGCGUGAAUUCGGGUAUGUUUGUCAUGCAAAGACGGAAAAGGCGGAGGCGGAGAAGCCGUGGUAUGAUGAAGUAUUUCGGGAUGGGAUGGGAGACCUCGAGAUCUAG